CCUACAUAAACCAUACCAAUCUAAGUAAACUUCCCCACACCAAAAAAAAAUGGCUUCAACUCAGUUUUAUUCAUUCACCCUAUUACUAAUCUUGUUCUCUUCCAUAUCUAACAAUUUUCUGGCAGCCAAACACGGCUCCUACUCUGUCUCCCGCCACCACCACCACCAGCACAGCGGCAGCCACCAUGGCCACAACCAGGCUCCUCCUACCAACCCAAAACUCCAACAGGCUUACAUUGCUUUCCAAGCCUGGAAAAGGGUAAUCUUCUCCGACCCGAACAACUUCAUCUCCAACUGGGUUGGCCCUCAUGUGUGCAACUACACAGGCGUAUACUGCGCCCCUGCUCCUUAUGAUGAGACCCUCACUGUUGUCGCCGGUGUUGAUUUCAACCACGCCAACCUGGCCGGCUUCCUCCCCAACGAACUGGGGCUGCUCUCCGAUCUUGCUCUCAUCCACCUCAAUUCCAACCGCUUCUGUGGUGUCCUCCCAAACACCCUCUCCAACCUCACCCUUCUCUUCGAGCUCGAUCUCAGCAACAACCGCUUCGUCGGCCCUUUUCCUUCCGUUAUCCUCUCUCUCCCCUCCCUCCAUUACCUCGACCUCCGCUUCAACGAAUUCGAAGGGCCUGUGCCACCUCAACUUUUCAACCAAGGCCUCGACGCCAUAAUUGUCAACAACAACAAUUUCACCGGUUCACUUCCCACUGCAUUUAAAGCCAACAUUUCACCCUCCGUUAUCGUUUUCGCCAACAAUAGGUUCCGCGGCUGCCUGCCACCCAGUAUAGCCAAUUUAGCAGAUUCCUUAGAAGAAUUGCUCUUUAUCAACACCAGCCUCUCGGGCUGCCUCCCACCGGAAAUUGGCCACCUUUACAAACUCAAAGUCUUCGACGUUAGUUAUAACAAUUUGGUCGGGCCUGUUCCUUACAGCAUGGCGGGAUUAUAUCAUCUGCAGCAGCUGAAUUUAGCACACAACAAGCUGACCGGAGGCGUACCGGACGGAAUUUGUGCGCUGCCAAAUCUGGAAAAUUUCACGAUUUCUUUCAAUUUUUUCUGUGAAGAAGGGUGGGUAUGCCAGAAUCUAUCGUCCAAGGGUAUAGUGUUUGAUGAUAGUUGGAAUUGUCUUCCAGAGAAAAAGCGGCAGAGGAGUGAGAAUAAAUGCCAGGCUGUGUACAAGCAUCCGGUGGAGUGCUCGCUGGUCCAAUGCGGCGGCGGCGGCGGCGGCAGCGGCGGCGGAGGUGCUCCGUUUGCAUUUCCUCCUGUUAUGGUUCCUGCUGCUGCACCUCUGUUUUCAAUUGCUCCUAGUCCUAGCAAUGUGUAGUAAGAAGGCGUUAAAAGGCAACAGAAUAAGGGCAUGAGUGGCUAGAGCUUUUUAAGCAAAUUUGCGUGAAAGUCCUUUGCUCUUUUUACAAAAAUUCAAAUUUGUUUAUGGGAAGAUCUGAAUAUAUCUUUUAAAGUACU
Messenger RNA from Rubroshorea leprosula, 1458 nucleotides. Lineage: Eukaryota; Viridiplantae; Streptophyta; Magnoliopsida; Malvales; Dipterocarpaceae. The record is from the annotation of a GenBank genome assembly.